AUGAUGCACAAGGCAAUAGCAGCGCUGCUGUUAUCGGCUGGCUUGGCUGUUGCUCGACCAUUGACGGCCAGAGGGUUGAUCAAUGACGCUGCCGGUCAAACCUACGACUACAUUGUGGUUGGCUGUGGUGUAUCUGGUCUGGUCGUUUCUUCACGUUUGAGCGAAAACGAGGAUGUAACGGUCCUCUGCCUCGAGGCGGGAUCACUCGAUCAUUACGAGGAUGAGAUUAUGAUUCCUUACUACAUCGGUCUACAACCAUAUGGGUUCUACGAAUGGGGAAUAUAUACGGUGCCCCAGACCCAAUUAGAUGGCGUCAGUCGUCACAUCCCAUUGGGGAAAGGGGUUGGUGGUGGUUCCCUUAUCAAUGGUAUGGUAUGGAAUCGAGGAAACCAGCGAAGUUUCAAUGCCUGGAAUGACGUUGGAAACUCUGGAUGGGGUUGGAAUGCCCUUCUGCCAUACUUUGAGAAGGCAAGCAAAUGCAUACUCCCACUACAGUCCGCAGGUGCAGAGGUGCAACCCGAGCUGCAGAAUCCUGCUGUCCACGGCACGAGUGGCCCGGUCCAGGUAUCGUAUCCCAACUAUUACUGGCCGCAGACAGACAACUGGUUCGCGGCGCUCCAUGAAUUGGGCAUUCCAACCUCGGCCGAGCCCAACGAAGGCUUAACCGCGGGUGGUUACUUUUUGCCCUUGGACAUUGACCCCAACAACCAGACACGCUCCGACGCCCGUCGUUCGUACUACGAUCCCAACAUUGCACGAAACAACUUCAAUGUCCAACCAAACUCCCAGGUCACCCGGAUUCUGUUCGAGCAGGGCGACCAAUUGACAGCUACCGGGGUCGAAUUCGCAACCGGACCAUCCUCACCGCGUCAGACAGCGUACGCCAGCCGCGAAGUCAUCCUUGCAGCUGGUGCCAUCCACAGCCCCCAAUUACUCGAGCUUUCGGGUGUUGGACAAGCGUCCGUGCUUGAAUCGGUGGGCGUGGAAGUGCUUGAGAAUCUGCCCGGUGUCGGCAACAACCUGCAGGACCACGGCAUGAUCCAUCUGGACUACCAUUACACGAAUCCUGCAGUCAUGGACAUCAGUGAUUUUGCCAGCAACUCAACCUUCAAUGAUGAGGCCGCCGCGGAGUAUUAUGGGAGCAAGACCGGACCAUGGACAGCCAAACCCAGCUGUGCCGUUGCCUUCCCUUCACUCCAGCAAGUCACGGACGACGUCGAGUCCAGGCUAGCGGCCGCCAGUUCUGCGCCGUACAACCUUCCGUCGACGUACGAUGACGAACCGACCCUUCAGGUAGGCUAUGAACGCCAGAUCGCCAGCGUGCUCGAUGAGUUGGCCCACGAGGACAUCCCGGCGUUCGAGAACUUGAACAACAACGCCGGUGGAUUGGAUUUGGCGCUGAUGCGGCCACUGUCUCGGGGUACGACGCACAUCACAUCGAUCGACCCUUUUGCUUCUCCCAACGUCGACCCCCGAUGGCUGGUUCAUCAGUUCGACUACGACGUCAUGAUCCUUGCGAUGCAGGUCAACCAGCGCAUUUUGGACACGUCGGCGAUCCAGGAGCUCGGGCCGUCUUAUGAUCAAGUUCCUUGGGACGCGUCGGUGGAUGAACUUGGACAAAUUCUGCGGUCUGGCAUCGGCACCGAAUACCACUACUCAUGUACGACCGCCAUGUUACCCCUGGAACUGGGUGGUGUGGUGGAUGGAGAGCUGCGGGUUUAUGGAACUAACAAUUUGAGAAUCGUGGAUACCGGUAUCUAUCCCAUGGUUCCUGGAGCGCAUUUGCAGGCGGUGGCAUAUGGUGUUGCUGAAAAGGCGGCCGACUUGAUCAAGGCUGCUCAGUGA
Capronia coronata CBS 617.96 is the source of this 1845-nucleotide messenger RNA. RefSeq lists its product as uncharacterized. The coding region runs from base 1 to 1845 and encodes 614 amino acids. The record is from RefSeq and is a predicted model, not a curated record. The transcript is spliced from 3 exons. Gene Ontology annotation, molecular function: flavin adenine dinucleotide binding; oxidoreductase activity, acting on CH-OH group of donors. Lineage: Eukaryota; Fungi; Ascomycota; Eurotiomycetes; Chaetothyriales; Herpotrichiellaceae. Gene Ontology annotation, biological process: secondary metabolite biosynthetic process.